GUGCAUCGAAACCGAAAGUAACCGAGAAAGAACUGACGGGUACUUUCCAACAUCUAUUACAGCUGCGUGUUAUCGACUGUGACCCGAUACAGCCAGAGAAGAGACUUUGGAUCCGCAGCGCCAUAAGGAGCAAACGCCUUGAAGCCUUUCAGCCCGCCCAUCUGAGCGCUCACAAAGGAGCAGCCACAGAACACUGAACAAGGAAGUAAAGCUUUCUGACAGACUUCUGUUUCAGCUGCAGCAGUCAAAAUGGCUAAGAAGAGGAAGAUGAGGAAGCGAUCCAAAUCUCUGUGCUCCAGCCAUGAGCUGAUCGGUUCACAGACGAGUGAAGCGCAGUCCUCAGGUCCCAGCUGUGAGUCUAUGAAGAGUGAUGUAUCCAUGUAUGAGCCACUCAACUUUAAGAGAAGACGAUCACGGACAAGUGAAGCUGAGUCCUCAGGUCCCAGCUGUGAAUCUAUGAAGAGUGAUGUAUCCAUGUAUGAGCCACUCAACUUUGGUGUUAAGAGAAGACGUUCACAGUCGAGUGGCAAUGAGCCCACAGCUCCCAGUGUUGUGUCUAUGAAGAGUGACGUAUCCAUGUACGAGCCGCUGAACUUUGGUGUUGAAACUACACAAAGCGAGCUGACUGGGGAGCUGUCCAGCUGUUCCAUGUGUCUGGAGGUUUUGAGGGAUCCAGUCCGUUUAACCUGUGGACACUGGUCAUGCAGACUGUGUUUCAGCUCGGAUUGCACCUGCACAAAGUGUGAGAAGGAACUCAGAAAAGAUCCGGAACACCAGAGGGAGACUGGGGGCAGCCAUCUCUUGAGAGCAAAGAAGAAUCUUAAAGAAGCAAUUCAAAAGAAAUUCACUCUGACAUCUGAAGGUAAUGGUGACCAACAGAGCUCCCUAAACAGCAUCUACACAACACUUCACAUCACCACUGGAGAGAGUGAAGGGCCACAUGAUGAACAUUCAUUCAGACUCAUCAAACCUAAACGACCUUCAGAAUUUAUCAGCCUCAGUGACAUCUUCAAUCCUUUGCCUGGCCAAGAGAAACCCCACAGAACGGUCCUAACAAAGGGUGUUGCGGGCAUUGGAAAAUCAUUUUCCGUGCAGAAAUUCAUUCUUGACUGGGCCGAGGGGAGAGAAAAUGAGGACAUUGACUUCAUUUUCAGUCUUGCUUUCCGAGAGCUGAAUUUGAGUACAGAUAAUAAAAGCUUGCAAAAGCUCCUGACUGAAUUCUAUCCUACGAUCCAUGAUCAUGAUCUCUCAAAAGAUUUCACCAAAGCCAAAGUUGUAGUGAUCCUGGACGGCCUGGAUGAAAGCAGACUUCAACUGGACUUCAGGAACAAGAAGGUAACAUCAGUCAGUGAAGUAACAUCUGUGGGGAAUCUUCUAGCAAACCUCAUCCAGGGUAACCUUCUUCCUAAUGCUAACGUGUGGAUAACGUCCCGUCCAGCAGCAGCCAAUCAGAUCCCUGCAGGCUUUAUCGACAUGGUGACGGAGAUAAGAGGGUUCAGUGACCCACAAAAAGAAGAAUACUUCAAGAGGAGAUUUAGAAAUGACCCAGGCCUCGCUGACAGGAUCAUUUCACACAUUCGCUCUUCACAGAGUCUCGACAUCAUGUGCCAGAUCCCGAUCUUCUGCUGGAUUUCUGCCGUGUUAUUUCAGGAGAUCUUUGGAGGAGGAGAUGAGAAAGCUGAAACUCCUCAAACUCUAACAGAGAUGAUGGCAUAUUUCCUGUUUGCCCAGACAAAAUGCAGAAGCAGAAAAUAUGACCAGAAGACAGAGGAAAACAAAGAGAGCCUUCUGAAGAAACACAGAGAAUUUCUCCUGAAACUCGGCAAGCUUGCGUUUGUUCACCUGCAGAGGAACAGUCUCAUCUUCUAUGCUGAAGAUCUGGAAGACUGUGGCAUCGACGUAGAAGAGGCAACCAUCUGCUCUGGAUUUUGCAACACAAUUCUGAGGGAAGAACAAGUCUUUUCGCAGAAAAAGGUCUUUUUCUUUGUGCACCUGACCAUACAGGAGUUCUUUGCAGCUCUGUUUGUCUAUGACUGUUUCACAAACAACAACACAGAAGAGCUCGGCAACUUCCUCGAUCUGAAGGACAAAGAACAUACUUUACUUGAUCUUGUAAAGAUGACAGUUGACAAAGUGUUGGAGAAGAAGAACGGCCACCUGGACUUCUUCCUGCGAUUCCUCCUUGGCCUCAUGGUAGAACCCAACAGAAGAGUCCUUGAGGGUCUGCUGACAUUGACAGAUCCAAGCCAAGGUACUGACAAGAAAAUCUUGACUUACCUCAAAGCCAUCCGAAGGAAGGCCCUCUCUCCAGACAGCUGCAUGAACCUCUUCCAGACCAUGGUUGAGAUGAGAGAUCACAGAGUCAAAGAUGAGAUUCAGGAAUAUCUCAAAUCAUCAGAUCGUUCCAAAACUGAGCUGACUCCACUGCACUGUUCUGCAUUGGCCUACGUGUUGCUGGUAUCGAAGGAUCAUCUGGAUGUGUUGGACUUGAAGAGUUACAACACAUCAGACGAAGGCAGAAGGAGGCUGAUACCAGCUGUGAGGAUCAGCAGCAAGGCCAUACUAGCAGACUGCAAAGUGACUGAAGAGUCAAUCCAGCAUCUGGCCUUUGGCCUCAAGUUCCCCUAUUCACCUCUAAGAGACCUGGAUCUGAGCAACAAUGACCUGAAAGACUCAGGAGUAAAGCUGCUCUGUGAGGGACUGUCGAGUCAAUACUGCAAACUGAAGACACUGAGGUUGUCAGGUUGUCAGGUCACAGAAGAAGGCUGUGUUGAUCUGGCUUCAGCUCUACGGUCCAACCCCUCCCAUCUGACAGAGCUGGACCUGAGCUACAACAAUCCAGGAGACUCUGGAGAGAAGCUGCUCUCUGAGCUGAGAGAAAAUCCACAAUACAAGCUCAACAUACUCAAUGUUGAACAUGGUGGAAGUCACCGGAUGAGAACGAGAUUCAAGAAAUAUGCCUGUGAGCUCACGUUGGACCCCAACACAGCCCACAAGAACCUCCUUCUCUCUGAAGGGAACAGAAAGGUGACAUGGGUGCAAGAGGAGCAGCCAUAUCCCCAUCACCAAGAAAGGUUCGAUAACUGCCAACAGGUGCUGUGUCAACAGGGUCUAGAUGGGCGUUGCUACUGGGAGAUGGAGGUGUUGGAGCCCUUCACCAUGGGGUUAACGUACAGAAGCAUUGGCAGGAAAGGUGAUGUGGAUGAUUGCAAGCUGGGAUGCAACGACAGGUCUUGGUGUUUGAUUUGCUCUGAUGAAGGUUGUUUUGUUCUGCACUGCAAUGAGAGCGUCAGUGUAUCUUCCCUCUGCUCGCGCUCCAGUCGGGUGGGGGUGUACCUGGACUGGCCAGCUGGGACUCUGUCCUUCUACAGAGUUUCCUCUGACAGUUGGACCCGCCUCCACACCUUCAAAGCAACGUUCAACGAGCCCCUCUAUCCGGCUGUUGAACUUUACACUCAUUCCUCUGCACUUUUUUGUCACAUUACUUAGCUCAGUUAACACAUAGCUAAUUAAACUUUCACUGCAAUCACAAACAAAGGUGUUGAUUUGCAUGUGGAUAGUUGGGACGUGUCCAAUACAAUCAAUCAAAGACCUACUAGAGGUAGUCAGACAGAGAGCCAUCUCGCUGAUUGUUCAGGCUUGUAAAUUAGUGAUUGCACCCUCAGAAUGAGGUAUCACUGUGUUUUUACCGUCACAUUUUCUUUUGCCAUGUGCUUAAGACCGCAGGCCAACAACACCAGUAGUGUGAAGCAAAACCGACUGUUACCAGACAGGCUCUCACUUUGUAUUCCAAAGGAAAAAGAGGACAUUAUGUCCUGGUUAAAAAAAUGUUCUUUAAAUAACAACUUUGCUAACAUGGCAAGAACCACACUGGAUAGCCAAACAGCUUGUGUAACACAAGCUAACCUCCCAGUGCAGAGUGAUGGAGGUAUUUACGGUGGAUCUUCACCAAUGUGAAACACAUGCACAACAUUAAGAAAAAAUGCUGCAAAGUGAGGAAAUACAAAUACAGAAACAUUCACUGAGGAAAACUGGUGACUCUCUUCAAGGGAGAGAGAGAUCUGGCCAAAAAGUUGCUAGACAUGCUAGGUAAGGUGGCUAAAUCUAGCAAGAUAGUUGCCAAGUUGGCAGCAAUGCAUAUGCUAUGGGCCCAUAAUUUGCAAAGCCCUACAUCGACGCAGAGCCUACGUCACAGGUACGGCAUUGAUUCAGUGCAGAAGUAUAAAUCCCACCUUAGCGCUGUAGCUGAAGAGAGGCAUGGGAAUGUGCAUAAUGUCACAUUCUAUGGAAUUUCCCUGGAAACAUUUUUCAGAGUCCUUUACAGAGAAUUCAGUCCACAGGCUCCGAGAAGCAAGUGAGAAAGUCGGGGAAAGUCAUGUUUUUUAGUUGUGUUACAACAACGUGUUGAACAGAAAGAAGAGGAACGUCGAUAUGAUAAUGCUCAAAAAUACUUUUUUUUUUACGCAUAUGUAGCAUGUAACAGUGACAAACACAAACACACAGAAUGGUUUUCCUUUAAGAUUCAAUCAUAGAAAUUAUAUUUUUAACAGCAGCAGUGGUGAUUCUUCUUCAAAUACUUUGGUACAAUAUAAUGUUCUGUAAUGUAUCCUGUGUAAUAUAUCUCCUAAAAUGUAAAAUACGUCGCCAUAAAGCACUUUUGCAACGUCGAGCUGCUAUGAGCGUUUGUGCAUUAGUGAAAGAGAGAAAGUGAUCACGAACACGUUAGCUCGGGUUUCAAACAUGUCUCUACUAAUCUCAAAACCAAACCUACACCCUCGCCAGCCUCGUCUCCAGAAACCUGUUGCUCCUGUUUUCAUUUUUAUUUUUUUUUCACCCCAUGCUAUUAUCUCACAUAAAAGGCUAAACGUAUCUCGGCAGUCAGGAGCUGCGGGUAUGGUUCUGACCAUGUAAGAUUCAACCAAAGAAACAUUUAAAUUGCCCCUAUGUGAUGGUCCGACAAGCUGUCAGAGUAAGCAUUGAGCCCACACUGUAACUAACUGCACUCCCUGAAGAAAUAUUAUGUUUAUGGAGAAAUGAAAGAGUGAUUCCAGAGAGAAGCAGACAGAGGGGUCUACAGUCUGUGUUUGAAGGAUAUAUCCAGGAUGUCAAACUGACUCAGCAGCAACAACAGGUUAAAAAGACAAAGAUAGUUAGAAGCUAAAGCCGAACUAUAGGCUACAGAUCACAGUGUAAAAGUGAACCACCACAUCACUGCUGAUCGCCACACAAGACAAUGAAUAUAAAGGGAAACUUUGCUGAUACUGAACCAGCUGUGUGGCAUCACAGUGUGUGCAGACAGAUUUGCAACAUUUAAAUCAUACCGGUCUGAUCAUCUUCAGGGUUUUUAUUAAGUUUUAGUCGUUCAUGUUUGUCCAACUUAUAUGUGUAUAAGUUUAACCAUUCAACUUUUAGUUUUAUGUGUGAUCGAAUAACUUUGAACUGUGGUAAAGUUUUACAUUUUGUUGUUGUCAGUGAGUGACAGUUUAGUGCACAUAGUGUGUGAUUGUGUACACAAGCAGAUAAAUACACUGUGGACAUGAGUAGUUGACUGUAUUAUUCUUUUUAAGUAUAGGUGUGAUGUGUCUUUUUAAACGUUUCAUUUAAGUAAGAAGCUGUCUUUUAUUAUUUUUCCACUCAGAAUAUUUUAUGCUUCAACAUAUUUAUUUGCUCCUUCUCAUGUAGUGUCUAUAUUCUAUAGGGCCAGAUACAUCUGUGUUUAGACUCUGUAUCAGUGAUCAAUGAAUCAUUUGUUUGUAAAGCAAAUAAUACAUUAAGCUGCUCUUUCCUUCCCUCAAAGUGCUCGACACCAUCAACUUUCAGUAACGUAGCUUAAAUUUAUGCACCUAAAUAAAUCCGUACCUUGCAUUUGA
This is a messenger RNA of Epinephelus fuscoguttatus (brown-marbled grouper), 5870 nucleotides long. RefSeq names its product NLR family CARD domain-containing protein 3-like. Gene Ontology annotation, molecular function: protein binding. The transcript is spliced from 12 exons. Bases 250 to 3489 code for a protein of 1079 amino acids. The record is from RefSeq and is a predicted model, not a curated record. Lineage: Eukaryota; Metazoa; Chordata; Actinopteri; Perciformes; Serranidae.